AUGCGCGGUCUAUACUGGAGCUCUUAUGUAUACAUCGCCAAACCAUGGAGCUACCAAGACUGGGUCUACUACGGCAAUACUCUGACCCUCGCUUUUUGUAUCGCAGGGUCCUUUGUCGGACUGCUACAACCUUGGACCCACAGAUACAAAUCGAUUCAGAUAGCUGGUCUUUGCGUCAAAAUUAUCGGCAUGGGAAUCAUGCUAGAAGGAGAUAUGGCAACCGACAAUACGGCAGCAAUGGUUAUAUCCAUGAUUCUAGUCAGAUUCGGUGGCUCAAUGUCCGUCGUUGGAUCGCGUGUCGCCUCCGAAGCCUAA
Messenger RNA from Penicillium cosmopolitanum, 315 nucleotides. RefSeq lists its product as uncharacterized. Bases 1 to 315 code for a protein of 104 amino acids. The transcript has a single exon. Lineage: Eukaryota; Fungi; Ascomycota; Eurotiomycetes; Eurotiales; Aspergillaceae. The record is from RefSeq and is a predicted model, not a curated record.